UGCCCCAGGUAGGGAGCAGCAGGGUGGGGGGUGCAUGAGCCCUUAGAAGAACCCAAGGCUCUGUCUGCUCUGCUCUGCUCUGUGAAUCUAGGGUGCUGUGUGGCAGCCUGGCUCCACCUCAGAGCUGGCUGCACUUGUGGGGCCCCAGUGGCUGGGGCCAGCAGUGGAGGGGGAAGCGCUGCCUGGAGCUGUGCCCCCCCUUCGUGCCACCCACUGCCCGCUCCGCCGACAGGUUGCAAGGGUCCGUCCAGUGCCAGGCGAUGAACUCUGCCAGGGCAGCCCCAAGCCGCUCGCGGAGCGUGGGCUGACUUCACGUCCCCAGGGCAGGGUCCAUAGCCAGAGAGAUCUUGGCAUGUUGGAGACCCUGGGCAGCCACAGUGUCUGCAACCUGGCCAUGGUGUCCCCCGUGGGUGGCGCAGUGGGUGGGGCCGGGGGCCCAGCCCUGCCUGGGUGAAAUCAGGGGAGGGGAAGGACUGCGCCAGUGGCAGCCCAGCCUUGGCCAGUGAAGGGGGGGGCCUGUUCCUGAGGCGGGGGGGCUGCCUGUCUGUGGCAUGUCCGAGGCCUCUCCCCAUGCUGCCCAUUGCUGGGGGAGGUGUGCCAAUGUCUCAGGCAGGGUCCCCAGGGCUGAGCCUGCCAUGCUCGCUGCCUGGCACGUGGCUCAUGCCUUUAUCUGGAUGCUUAGUGAGUGUUGCCAUGGCACCCUGGCACCAUGUGCUGGGCCCUGACCCAGCCGGGGUCCACUCCCCGCAGGUCUUUGCACGGGGAGGGCAAGGUGAGGGGCUGAGCAGGUCAAUUCCAGGUGAGGGGUCCCAGCUCCACGGCUAGUGGGGACCAGGGAGCUGCAGGGGGUCAUUGGCAGGGCCCGUGACUGGCUAAUUCGUAGGAUUAUACAGGAUUGCAGCCCAGCCCCCCAGUUACCAGUGCCAUGUGCUCCCACAGCUCGGGGUACAUGGGAUCCCUCAGAAGAGACCUUGUCCCCCUCCCGUCCUGGUACUGGGGUGCAGCAGGGUCCCUCGCUGGGGGCAGCAGCCCCCCAAGACAAGAUGGGGGGGAUUAUCUCUCAGGCCCUGGUGGAGAGAUGGGCGGGGAGUCCUCACUACUCCAGCUGCUAGGUGGGAGUCAGAGGGGGCUGUAGGCGCUCAGCCCUGCUGGGGCGAGGAGUGUCUGUGUGGUGCCCAGGGGCCCCAGUCUCCAGAGGGGUGGGCCUGGGUACCUGGCCCAGCUGGAGGUGAACAGGAACUAAGGGCUGGCCCAGACAGCACCAUUCUCCAAGUGCAGGACGGGUCAAUCUGAGCUGCUGUCUCCCAUGUGAACUCAGAGCCCCUGGGCUAUAUCCCCCCUCCCCAGCCCAGGUGAGAUGCUCCACCUGCCUGCUUCUCCCUCUGGGCACAGGCUGAGCCUGGCUGACAGGUGCAUCGUGCAGGACGGGGAGGCGCCCAGGUAUGCUGGUGGAGAGUGCAGUGGGAAGACCCACAGAGCGGGAUUCGAUUGGGUGGGGGGCAGCUGGCAGGGCAGCACCUGGCCUCCAUCUGGAAGCUGGGUCAAAAGUACAAGGGGCUCCCCAGUAGAAGCCCAGUAUCCAGGGGGCCGUUCAGAGCAGGUGGUGUCUGUGGGGAGCAGAGAUCCCUGGCCAGGAGGGAGGGAGCUCUGUGUGGGGCUGGUGCCAGUGGGUUUGAGGAGCCCAGGCGCUGUGGAGGUGUGUGUGGGAGGGCAGGGAGAGAGGGGCAGGGGUCACAAGGGACUCAGCAUGAGGGAGAUCAAGCCCUCCCCAGGGAGCAAGGGAACAGGCUGUUCCUUUGGCUGGCGGCCAGCGGGUGGGAGGCAGGAGGCCCCUUCCCUUGUCUCACGUGGCAUCUCCCUCCUGCCUUGGGCUGAGAGUGGGCGCGGUGCCAGCCCUGCCUUGUGUAAUCUGUUAUGUAGCCAUGGCUGGGCUGUCCCAGAAUACUCCAUUUCCUGUGCGAAGCACGCUGGGCUGGCAGGCUGCCACCCACCUCAUCCCUCACAGGAAUGGGGAGAACCCUGCGCAGUGUGCAGCAGGGCUCCCAUGCCUGGAUGCUAGAGGUAGCACGGCCACAGCAGCCUGGAUGCAGAUGGAGCCAGCUGGAGACACCAGGGCUACCCCCCCAGUGCAGCCUCAGGGCCCAGAGCCGCCCGCACUGCGGGUGGUGCAGCCUGCGGAGCUCUCUCUUGCCCCUGGCGGGGCAGCAACGGUGACAGCCUUUUCCAGGACCAUCCACCUGUACAGCAGCCCUGCGCCUGGGGGCAGCGCCCCCUCCAGGCCCCUGGUGGUGCUGCUGCCCUGGUUUGGCGCCCGGCCCCGCUCCAUGGCGAGGUAUCUGGAGCUUUACCUGCUGCGCGGCCUGGAUGUGCUGGUGGUGGAGAGUGAUCUGAGCCACUUCCUAUGGCCCCGGCACGGGCUGGCGUACGCAGCCUGUGUGCUGAGCCUGCUCCGGGAGAGCCAGCCCCUCUGCUCCCGUCCGCUGCUCGUCCACGCCUUCUCCAUCGGCGGCUACACCUUCGCCCAGAUGAUGGUGCACAUGAGCCGGGAGCCACAGCGGCACCAGCAGCUGACAGAGAGGAUCCGGGGCCUGGUCUACGACAGCCUGGUGACAGGCAGCCUGGGGGACAUGGCGCUGGGCGUGGCUCAGAUGAGCAGCUCCGCGGCCCUCCGGCCCCUCAUCAGGGGAGGCACCAGGCUUUACUUCAGCCUCUUGCAUUGCUGCACCGUGCGGUACUACAAAGCGGCACAGGGCGUGUUCUUCCGGCCGCCGCUUCGCUGCCCUGUCCUGGUCUUCUCCUGCUGCAACGACUCCCUGAGCGACCCCGCCCUGGUGCAGGAGCUGCUGGAGAGCUGGAGAAGGGCGGGUGUCCUGGUGCAGGCCCAGUCCUGGCAGGACUCACGCCAUGCAGCCCACCUGCGCCAGCACCCCCAGGAGUACCAGGAGGCACUGCAGGGAUUCCUGAAGCAGCUGGACAUGGCCCUGCUCCAAGCCAGACUCUAGCAGCUGGGGCUGGGUUGGCCCAAGAGCCCCUCUGACGUGGACAGGGUGACAUGCAGCUGCUGCUGCAGCCAGAGCCCUGCUCCUCCCUGGCAGGCAGGGUGCUCCUGCCAUCAGCCGCAAGCUGUGCCAUUCACCUUCCUCAGCCGGCCCUGCCAGGCAGGCCAGACCACGGUAACAACUGCUGCACCAUGGACACCCCGGCCGGGGGAGGAGAGCCACUGAGUCCUCCGCCCCAGGGAGGCAUGAUGGACACCUGCCUGCUCUAGCCCCAUGGGGCGGUGGCAAGGGGGGGAGACACGUUUCCCCCAGGUGGGUUGAUGAGAAGGGAUGGCAACUGGUGCAGCCCUCCCCUCCCCUCCCCCAGUUUCGCCUCUGCCCUGGGCUGUAGGGGGACAGGGACAGGCUGCUGGUGGCUGGCUAUCACAAUUCAGCAGCUCCACCUCCCACCAGGAGCCCAGCUGCCUCUCUGCACCUGCCCUGUCCCUGCACAGAGCAAAAGCCCCUUGCAGGGCCUGGGGGAAUGGCCAGGCUGAGCAAGGAUGGGAGGCGCAGGCUGGAUGGGGGCUCUGUGCCCCAUUUCAGGCUAGUUUCAACACAGUUAUUUAACCCCCUCUGUAAAUUGAUUUGAAAUCCCCUCGGCCACAGGACCCUGCCCUGCCCUGCUGCGGUUCUACAGUGCAGCUGCCACUGGUCCUGCAGCCACAUGCCCUAGCCGUGCUCAUGCAUGUCCUAAGCCCAGUCCUCAGGGCCAGGCCAGGGGGAGGAGGGGGAUUGCACCCCCUUCUCCAGUGGGCUGGUGGUUUGCCCUAGCGAGUUGAGCUGGAGUCCCACUCAGCAUGCUCCAUCACACCAGCCCAUGCCAGGCCCCGAUGCUGCAUUACUUUAUUAUUAUUAUUCAAUACACAAUUACAAACACUGGA
Messenger RNA from Dermochelys coriacea (leatherback sea turtle), 3922 nucleotides. RefSeq names its product transmembrane protein 53-like. The transcript is spliced from 3 exons. The coding region runs from base 1923 to 3002 and encodes 359 amino acids. NCBI's taxonomy places the organism in Eukaryota, Metazoa, Chordata, Testudines, Dermochelyidae. The record is from RefSeq and is a predicted model, not a curated record. Gene Ontology annotation, molecular function: serine hydrolase activity.